AGGUUCUUGGCAUUGAGAAAUCUGGACUAUUCGGACAUUGUCAACAUUCACAAAAGAGAGUCGAUAAGAGAUAUUUUGAGUCAAGAGCUGGAGUGAACGAGCGGAAAGUAGGGUGAAGGAUAGGGUGGGUGCGGGACCCAAGUUAUUUAGGACCGGCCCUGAACUCAAUCGAUAAGCAACUGUCCACCAAAAACUUUCGUCUCACCCCUCAAGAGUUUUGCGGCCCCGGUGUGCUCGUUGUACUCUCUCACUUCCCUCCUACUUUUACCUGCGAUCUCUCACUGAGUCGCAGAGACCUUUCUUCUGUAUCAGUACCACUGUAAAAGCUAGUCGCCAUGGUUAACUUCACCGUAGGCCAGAUUCGGGAGCUUAUGGACCGCCCGACAAACAUUCGUAACAUGUCCGUCAUUGCUCACGUCGAUCACGGAAAGUCCACCCUCACCGACUCCCUUGUCUCCAAGGCCGGUAUUAUCGCCAGUGCUAAGGCUGGAGACAUGCGGUUUACGGACACAAGGGAGGACGAAAAGGAGCGUGGUAUUACUAUCAAGUCUACCGCCAUCUCCAUGUACUUCGAGGUCGACAAGGAGGAUGUCGGCGCAAUUAAGCAAAAGACUAUUGGCAACGAGUUCUUGAUCAACUUGAUUGACUCUCCCGGUCACGUCGAUUUCUCUUCAGAGGUCACAGCCGCUCUCCGUGUCACCGAUGGUGCCCUCGUUGUCGUCGACUGUGUUGAGGGUGUUUGUGUCCAGACCGAGACUGUGCUUCGCCAAGCUCUUACCGAGCGUAUCAAGCCCGUCGUCAUUAUCAACAAGGUUGACCGUGCUCUCCUCGAAUUGCAAGUCGACAAGGAGGCGCUCUUCCAGUCCUUCCGUCGCACAAUCGAGAACGUGAACGUUAUCAUUUCUACCUACCACGACGAGACUCUUGGUGAUGUCCAGGUCUACCCCGAGAAGGGUACCGUCGCUUUCGGUUCCGGUCUUCACGGCUGGGCAUUCACCCUCCGUCAGUUCGCCAGCCGAUACUCCAAGAAAUUCGGUGUUGACAAGGAGAAGAUGAUGGCCAAGCUCUGGGGUGACAAUUACUUUAACCCCGCUACACGCAAAUGGACUACCAAGGGUAAUGACGCCGACGGCAAGCCUCUUGACCGUGCCUUCAAUAUGUUCGUCCUCGACCCAAUCUUCAAGAUCUUCGACUCCGUUAUGAACUUCAAGAAGGAUGCCAUUGGCCCCAUGCUCGAGAAACUCGACAUCAAGCUGGCUCAGGAUGAACGUGAUCUCGAAGGCAAGGUUCUUCUCAAGGUCAUCAUGCGCAAGUUCUUGCCCGCUGGUGACUCCCUCUUGGAGAUGAUUGUCAUCAACCUCCCCUCCCCGGCAACCGCUCAACGCUACCGUGUUGAGACUCUCUACGAGGGUCCUAUGGACGAUGAGUCCGCCAUCGGUAUUCGUGACUGUGACCCCAAGGCUCCCCUCGUUUUCUACGUCUCCAAGAUGGUGCCUACCUCCGAUAAGGGACGUUUCUACGCCUUCGGUCGUGUCUUCUCCGGUACCGUCCGUGCUGGACCGAAGAUCCGUAUCCAGGGUCCCAACUAUGUCCCCGGUAAGAAGGACGAUUUGUUUGUCAAGUCUGUCCAGCGUACCGUGCUCAUGAUGGGUCGUUAUGUCGAGCCCAUUGAGGACUGUCCUGCUGGUAAUAUUUGCGGUCUCGUCGGUAUCGAUCAGUUCUUGCUCAAGAGCGGUACGCUCACCACCUCGGAGACUGCGCACAACAUGAGAGUCAUGAAGUUCUCCGUCUCCCCCGUCGUCCAGGUCGCUGUCGAGGUCAAGAACGCCGCCGAUUUGCCCAAGCUCGUCGAAGGUCUCAAGCGUCUCUCCAAGUCUGACCCUUGUGUUCAGGCUUGGAUCAAUGAGUCCGGUGAGCACAUUGUCGCUGGUGCUGGUGAGCUGCACUUGGAGAUCUGCUUGAAGGAUCUCGAGGAGGACCAUGCUGGUGUUCCUCUCAAGAAAUCCGACCCUGUCGUCGCUUACCGUGAGACUGUCAAGGCUGAGUCUUCCAUCGUUGCCCUCUCCAAGUCACAGAACAAGCACAAUCGUCUCUAUGCCAAGGCUCAGCCCAUCGAUGAAGAGCUUUCACUCGCCAUCGAGAGCGGCAAGGUCACCGCCCGCGACGAUUACAAGAUUCGAGCCCGUGUCCUCGCUGACGAGUUCGGAUGGGAUGUCACCGAUGCCAGGAAGAUCUGGUGUUUUGGUCCUGACACUACUGGCCCUAACCUCCUCGUUGAUGUUACCAAGGGUGUGCAGUACUUGAACGAAAUCAAGGAUUCGUGUGUUGCUGCCUUCCAGUGGGCAACGAAGGAGGGACCUUGUGCUGAGGAGAACAUGCGUGGUGUCCGUGUUAACAUCCUCGAUGUUACCCUGCACACUGAUGCUAUUCAUCGUGGUGGAGGACAAAUCAUCCCCACUUGCCGUCGUGUCACCUACGCCGCCUGCUUGCUCGCCACCCCUGGUAUCCAGGAGCCCGUCUACCUCGUCGAGAUUCAGUGCCCAGAGAACGCCAUCGGUGGUAUCUACUCUGUACUUAACAAGCGUCGUGGACAGGUCUUCUCAGAAGAGCAGCGUGUUGGUACACCGAUGUUCACCGUGAAGGCUUAUCUCCCCAUCAUGGAGUCCUUCGGCUUCAACGGUGAGCUUCGUGCUGCGACUGGUGGUCAAGCCUUCCCUCAAUCCGUCUUCGACCAUUGGGAGUUGAUGAAUGGAUCUCCUCUCGACAAGGGCUCCAAGAUCGAAGAACUCGUCAGGGGUAUCCGUACUCGCAAGGGUCUCAAGCCCGAUAUCCCUUCUCUCGACACCUACUACGACAAGCUGUAAGGAAAGUGGUAGAGCUCAGAAGUAUUAUUUCCGUUGUGUCAACACUGUUCUCUCGAGUGCCUGUCUUUCCUUGUUCUGUCUCUCACCAAUCAAGCAAUCGUUGUAUUCCUCCAGCUGGUUCAUCUGUUUACAUUUACGCCCUCUCAUGUCAUGUAGCACGAGUACUCUCAUAUUGCAUUUCAUUGUACUCUCUGUUCUGGUUGGAUGUUCAGUGAUCGAUCCCAACAUGAGCUUUGCUCGGCAUGAUGAGCCCGAUGUAGUGAAUCGAGCCGAUCUUUCUUGGUUUU
Molecule: messenger RNA, 3151 nt
Organism: Somion occarium
Lineage: Eukaryota; Fungi; Basidiomycota; Agaricomycetes; Polyporales; Cerrenaceae
Source: the annotation of a GenBank genome assembly